AUGAGUUCUAGGGUUGCUGAAUUAGAUGCCUCUUCUUUGGACAAUGAGCUGCUAUCUGUAAUAACAUCAUAUCUAGAUCUGUAUGUCCGUGACAUUCGAGAUACUCCGUCAUGGGUUGCUGUUUACAAGUAUAUAAAACGAUCAGUGCCUUUACUUUAUAAUGCACAUUUAGUCGUCAAAGGUAAGUUUACAAUUUUUGCGUUUUUAUUGUUUUUGACCAUCAAAAAUAUACUGUAAACGUUAUACUGUCAGACAUGUCAUCAUGUAGAUAAUAACUACCUUUCCAGGUACUUCACCAGGCCAACAACUUUUGGGAUGUAGUUUCUCAGACUUUACUAUCCCGAAAAGAGUGUUUUUGUACCUUAUUGAAUACUUGGCCCCAGUAGUACUAAAUGCUAUAAAGGAAGAUACGCACAGUAGAGCCUCAACCAAGUUGGUCGAAAAAGCACUCACUUUUGCAGGAUGUUUACAGUUAAUCAACUUUGUUGUGUUUUUAAGUUCUGGUGGAUCCUCAAGCCUUGUCAGAAGGGUUCUUGGGCUUAACACUUGUACUUCAGGAAAUCAAUUGCAAGGUAACGACAUUUUACCAGUACUUACAUUAAUUUCCUCGCGAUGACUUCAGGUCGACUAAACAAUGCAGCUGUUAACAGAGAGCUACUCGGACAUUGUAUUGCUAAUGUUAUUCUUGUGACCAGGCCAUUCAUGGAAAUGCUCAAAAGUACAAUACUACGGCAAACCCCCGCCCCAGAGGACAUUCUAUUCGAUACCUCUUCUGUUAUAUGUGCACAUUGCAAUCAAGUUGCAGUUGUCGCAUUAGAAGCUCAGAAAGACAACGGAACACCGUUGAUCUUCUGUAACUACUGUUACUACGUAGUCAAACAAAAACAAAAGUUUAUCUCGGUAACAACAUUUAGCUUAGCCAACAAUUAA
Molecule: messenger RNA, 930 nt
Organism: Bursaphelenchus okinawaensis
Lineage: Eukaryota; Metazoa; Nematoda; Chromadorea; Rhabditida; Aphelenchoididae
Source: the annotation of a GenBank genome assembly